This is a messenger RNA of Equus quagga, 1476 nucleotides long. It is a transcript of the gene SPOUT1, whose product is annotated as SPOUT domain containing methyltransferase 1. Gene Ontology annotation, biological process: miRNA processing; maintenance of centrosome location. Gene Ontology annotation, molecular function: miRNA binding. The coding region runs from base 329 to 1408 and encodes 359 amino acids. Gene Ontology annotation, cellular component: spindle pole centrosome; kinetochore; mitotic spindle. Lineage: Eukaryota; Metazoa; Chordata; Mammalia; Perissodactyla; Equidae. The transcript has 13 exons. The record is from RefSeq and is a predicted model, not a curated record.
AAGCAGGACCGGCGUGGGGGCAUGAGAACGCGCCGCGUGCAGGGCAGGGCCGCGCACCCCGCUCCCUACUUCUCGCUGAUCUGGGGCCAGAAGCCCCGAGGUGCCGCAUGCUCGUGGCCGCGUGCGCCCCCGCCCCGAUGAGAACCGGAGGUGGGAGCCGGGGUCUGAGCCAGAGCCGGGACAGCGGCAGGUCAUCCAUUGUCGGACGCCCUCGAGGCUCCUCUGGCCGGCCCGGAUUCGGGAGGGUGAACACGGGCAAAGAGUCGAGUGGCGAAAAUGGAAGAAACAGAAGAAAGAGGAGAAAAAGAAGUGGAAGGAUCUCAAGCUGAUGAAAAAACUGGAGCGGCAGCGGGCACAGGAGGAACAGGCAAAGUGCCAGCAGGAGGAGGAGGCAGCUGCACAGGGCGAGGACAGAGGGCGCCCCUACACCCUGAGCGUGGCCCUGCCGGGCUCCAUCCUGGACAACGCCCAGUCGCCUGAGCUUCGGACCUACCUGGCCGGCCAGAUUGCCAGAGCCUGCGCCAUCUUCUGUGUGGAUGAGAUUGUGGUGUUCGAUGAAGAGGGCCAAGAUGCCAAGACUGUGGAGGGAGAAUUCAGGGGAGUUGGCAAGAAGGGACAGGCAUGCGUGCAGCUGGCCCGGAUCCUGCAGUACCUGGAGUGUCCACAGUACCUGAGAAAGGCAUUCUUCCCCAAGCACCAGGAUCUGCAGUUUGCAGGGCUCCUGAACCCCUUAGACAGCCCUCACCACAUGCGUCAGGAUGAGGAAUCCGAGUUCCGAGAGGGUGUCGUGGUGGACCGGCCCACCCGGCCAGGCCAGGGCUCCUUUGUCAACUGUGGCAUGAAGAAGGUCUUCUGUCUGACAGAUGAGGAACCAGGUUCAGAGAUGUCAAGUGACCCGCCUAAACUCCUACAGCUAGAGGUGAAGAUUGACAAGAAUCUGGAGCCUGGACUUCGGGUGACGGUGCGACUGAACCAGAGGCAGCUCCCAGAAAGCAAGACCUGCCGUGGAAAAGUUGUGUCGUCACAGGACCCUCGCACCAAAGCUGGUCUCUACUGGGGCUACACGGUCCGCCUGGCAUCCUGCCUCAGUGCUGUGUUUGCUGAGGCCCCCUUCCAGGAUGGGUAUGACCUGACCAUUGGGACGUCAGAGCGAGGCUCAGAUGUGGCUUCUGCCCAGCUUCCCAGCUUCAGGCACGCUCUCGUGGUGUUCGGGGGCCUCCAGGGGCUGGAAGCUGGUGUGGAUGCUGACCCCAACCUGGAGGUGGCUGAGCCAAGUGUCCUCUUCGAUCUGUACGUCAACACCUGCCCCAACCAGGGCAGCCGCACCAUCCGCACGGAGGAAGCCAUCCUCAUCUCCCUGGCUGCCUUGCAGCCGGGCCUCACGCAGGCAGGCGCCCGGCCCAGCUGAAGGUUCCGUCAGGCCCAGGACAGGAAGCAGCAGCGGUGAAGCCAGAGGUUCCGGCAGGUCACCUAGGA